This is a messenger RNA of Penicillium robsamsonii, 663 nucleotides long. RefSeq lists its product as uncharacterized. Lineage: Eukaryota; Fungi; Ascomycota; Eurotiomycetes; Eurotiales; Aspergillaceae. The transcript has a single exon. Bases 1 to 663 code for a protein of 220 amino acids. The record is from RefSeq and is a predicted model, not a curated record.
AUGGAUAUUCAAGGCACCCCUCUUCCUCAUACCGGCCGCGGCACUAAGGUCACCAACGAUCCUCGUUCACAACAGCGCAUUGAAGAAACUUCUGGCCCUAUUACAAAUGACUCGCUUGCCGCAGAGUCCAUCCGCCAAGGUGGCGGCUUCUCUGCCAACCGUGGCGCAGAGGCCAUGGGCGUCUCAGGAAACCAAUCCACAGCAAAGAACACCAACACCUCCGCCUCCAUCAAGCUUCCCUCUACUCCAUCUGGCUAUCAACGCCAGGACCGUCAUGAGGAACAGAAGUACCCCGAAUGUGUGGUUGGUCAGGGCAACUUUCCUGGCACACACCUAGACAACUCUGGGUACUCCGGUGGCUCAACUGCAGCCAAGAAGGAAAUGGGCAUCAAGGCUGGCGAAUACUCUGCUGCCAGCGGCAGUAGUGGUCGCAGUGAUCAGAAUGACGUGGCCAGCGUCCAAAAUGGUGGCCUUCCCUCCGACAAUGCUAAGAAUGUUAGCUUCAACUCGAAGGUUGGCUCCAGCGAAGACCCCUCCCGUGAGUCUAUCAACCAGUUCCAGCGCAGCAAUGCCGGUUCUGCUUAUAGUUCUGGCCGCCCUGAACAGAAGCGUGUGGAUGAUCAGAAUCAAUACGGGCAAUUGGAGAGUGAUCAGCACGCUUAA